AUGGACUGUUGUUCGGAACGACUCAACCCCUUCAACAUCCACAUCGGGGACUCCGACCAGGUCAGCGAGAACCCCAGGUGUGGAGGUGAUCAUCAGAUCCUCGUGACGAAGCCGACCGUUUCCAUCCCGUGUCGGUGGAUGGCAGGACGGUAUGUGGGCGUUCAUCUGACUGGCCCCUCUCGAAUCCUGACGCUGUGCGAAGUCCAGGUUAUUACAGUUGGAGAGUGUUCCAAUGGCUACUGGCACCUCCCACACACACGCCGAUGUUACCGUGCCUACGACACGGAGAGUGAGUACGACCAGGCUUUGGCGACCUGCCGAGAAGAAGGGAGCACUCUGGCCAUGCCUGGUGACAGCGCCACCAACGACUUCCUGGUCGCUUUAAAGAACGCCGCGGACACGACCAAGGUUUUCUACUUCGGGAUGACCCGUUCAGAUGACGGAACGUGGACAUACGCACGCGGUUCCCAGCCGAUGGAAUGGGAAAACUGGGCCGAUGGACAACCGAGCGGAGGAAAGGAGCGAUGUGCGGUGUACUUCCCCGACAACUCGGGCGACCUCUCCUUCAACAACAGAAAUAAGUGGAACGACGUGGGCUGUAAGAUAGACGCUGGUUUCAUCUGUGAAUUUGAACCCUGCCAGGUGGGGAAUGGGGCAUCCUACCGAGGAACCGUCUCUGUGACCAGGACAGGCAAGACGUGUCAACGCUGGGACAGGCUGUUUCCACAUGUACACGACAAGACACCGCAUAACUACCCGUCAUCCGGACUGGAGGAGAACUACUGCCGGAAUCCGGAUGGUGAACACGGAGUCUGGUGCUUCACCACGAAUCCGUCAGUGCGAUGGGAGCUUUGCGAAGUGCCAGUCUGUGGUGAGGCGUUCAAGUUAUUUAGCACUAGCAGCUUCGCCGAGAAGGUUACUAGUGAGUGUUAG
This is a messenger RNA of Branchiostoma belcheri (Belcher's lancelet), 933 nucleotides long. Its product is annotated as tissue-type plasminogen activator-like. Bases 1 to 933 code for a protein of 310 amino acids. The record is from RefSeq and is a predicted model, not a curated record. Lineage: Eukaryota; Metazoa; Chordata; Leptocardii; Amphioxiformes; Branchiostomatidae. The transcript has 3 exons.